Molecule: messenger RNA, 456 nt
Organism: Lingula anatina
Lineage: Eukaryota; Metazoa; Brachiopoda; Lingulata; Lingulida; Lingulidae
Biological process (GO): proteolysis
Molecular function (GO): metalloendopeptidase activity; zinc ion binding
Source: RefSeq, a predicted model, not a curated record
AUGUCGCUCUCUGUUUUGACAGCGCUGUGUUUGCUGACAUCGGUGCUUUCUAAAAGCGUCCCUCAUUACCAAAAUCCUCGCUCCCUCUCUCCAUCUUUGCUGAGAGUAGCGAGAGACAACGGGGCUCAGCCACCGUCGGGAAUACUACCCCAAAACUUGAGGCAAGGAGCACACCCCCCUGGGGGACAACCCCUACCCCCUAGCGGUCCCCCCACGGACCUCCCCGAAGGCAGAGCGCAGGGUCCGGCCCAGGAUCCACGCCCUCCAGCUCCACGCCUUGGUUAUUACUCCGCAGCCGCAAGACCCCGUGCUCCAGCAGGUCCGCCGGCUCCGAACCUUCGCCCAGGACGCCCAGGCACGGAGGCUGCCGCCUUAAUGGAGGCCCCUCAUCCUCCCCAGCCCUCCCCCUGCCGGUCCCCCCAGCUCUGGGCCCAUAGCGCUGCUCGUGAACCCUGA